UUUUGUAGCCUGCACUUCUCUCCCUCGCCACCAAAAGGGGGAAUAGGCUGAGGCAGCUGUCACUUAACAUGUGAAUGUUCUGAGGGCGGCCCAGGGGCCUUUAGAACCCCCCCCCCCCUCCUCCCCCACCAUCCCUCUCCCACCCACUCAAAGCGCAGCAGCAUUGAGUUUUUAAGCUACGUUGAGAUCCAGGGGAUGGGCUUCAUUGGGUGAAAUGAGAGAGAGUGUGUGGGGGGCGGAAACCAAAGGAAAGGUAAAAGCGGGGCACUCUGUCAUCUAGCUGCAUGGUACAGGAGCAACCUGAGCAGCAUCAGAGCCGGUGAGAAUGAUAUCAUCUUGUUGUUCAAUGGAUCCGUCAUAGUCCGACCCCCCACGUCUAAGCUGACCUUGGCAGAGAACUCUGGGAGUUCAACUGAAUCGUUGGAAUACAUUGUGUCCAUCUAGGCACACUAUCCCAUCAGCGGCGUUAACAAGGAAGGAAUUCCUCUAUCACAGCUCCCACAACAAAGAAGAAAGGGAGAGGAGCGGAGCCGGUGGGAGGAGAAGUGAGCUGAGGGGAGGGGUGCACUGUGAGGGGAAAGGAAGAGGACAUUGUUUCCCUGUGACUGUGGGCAACGGAAAAGCAUGAGUUAUCAGAACAUGUGCUUGAUUGUGUUUAGAAAGUGUGUUUUUAGGUGAGCAUGCAUAAAUGUAUUGAAGUGAUUUGAGUGUGUAUUCAAGAGAGCAUGGAUGUGUUGGUGUGCACAGCCUUCAGUUUGGGAUGUUAGAACUGGGAGGCCACUCAAAGGAUGCUCAGACAAAGCUUUGUUUUAUUUUUUUUUCACAACCUCUGAAUGCUGAAUGGGGAAUGACUGGAUUCCUUUACUCAUGCUGUUGGCCCCUGGUAGAGGGUAGCUAAAGGUGAUUCUCCAUGCAUGGGCGAGGGCUCUUACCUCAAUCAUUACCUCAUUAGCCUCCGGGCUGAAGGAUUAUGGGUAACCUCGUAAGCCGGCCCAGCUGCCUCGGCCAAAAGUCCAAGCAAGUGCGAUCGGAUGAAGACUUCCUGAAGGAGUGCUACCAUCGGCGAAAAGAGAGGCAGCUUCCUCAACAUGGGCAGGAUAAGAACAAGGACAACGUGACGGAGACACCAAAGGAGGAACAAGAACUUCAUCACAUGAGGGAGAAAGGAGCUCAAACACCAAUUUCUGACAAACCUCUCCACAGCUCCCCUGCCUCAACAAUCAGGAGUACCAGUACUUUGGAUCAUGCCUGGCAGAGCACCCCCUCACCUAUAAAAACAUCACGCAAUGGGACACUGAAGAGAAGAGUUGUGCCCCCAGAGUAUUCGAGAUCUCCCUUGGCUUGUCCUGACAAGACUGCUGCAGAGGGAAGGACUAGUUUUCAGAGGAGAGACUCGAGGGAAGGGAGUCCGUGGUCCUGGAAGACUGUGGCAUCACGGGAAGUGACAGAAGUGACAGAGGUGACGGAAACUAUCGUGACUGAGAUCGUGGAAGUAACAGAGUAUCCAACAGGAGAUAAGUCAGGGGACCCCAUUAUCACAAGAACUGUUCGAGUCCUGAAUGGAGUUGCCCAGGAACUUGCUGAGCUACAAGGUGAUGGACACUCAAGCUCAGAUCAAGAUUCGUGCGUGGAUAAGUGUCCAUUGGCUCUGCGAAACAUAUCUACCGAUUCCGAGGCGAUUAUUCAAAGUUUGGAAGCCUUGCUGACAUGGGUGUGUGAAAUAGAGGAGCUCACAGCGAAUCAGAAGCCUCCAUCUUCAGAGGUCAAAGUGGUGAAAGCACAGCUUCAAGAACAAAGGCUCCUGCAGCGCCUCCUAACAGACCAACGGAAAAGUAUACAAACUAUGAUGUCAGAGGGUCCUCGGAUAGUGGAGGCCCAUCCAGGAGAGAAGGGGGAUCAGGCUCAGGUCAUGCUCUGUGCUCUCAAAAAGAAGUGGGAGUCCAUACAGUGGGAGGAGAAUCAAAGGAGUGACAGUCUGGAGCGUAUUUUACCGAUGGCUCAACUCUUCCAGGAGGGUGUAGACAAUUUGCAGCACUGGCUCAUAUCUGUUGAGCAGGCCCUCACUGAACUACGAAACGCUGAAAGAGUGAUGCUGCAUCCUUUAGAAGCCAUAGUGAGGGCUAAGGCAUUCGCUGAUGAGAUUCAGGCUAAAACUGAUGAGCUUGCAAAAGUUCAAAAGACAGGUCAAGAGCUCAUGGAAGUGAUCUCAGAGGAGGAGGAACACCAGGUGCGGGAGAAAUUAGAUGGACUUCGUAUCCGAUGCUCCGUGUUAAAUCUGAGUAGUCAGGACGUUCUCCAAAGGCUCGAACAGGCUCUGGAAGCCUCUAAUCGUUGUACAUCCAGCCAGGAGGACCUCCAUGUGUGGCUGGGCCGAAUUGAGAGAGAACUCUUUGGUGCAGCAGGGGAACAGACACAUGCGGGAGAUGCAGUGCUAUGUGCGGCUGAAAGACAGCGGCUGGAACAGGCUGUAGUGAAAGAGGUGGCCUGGUUUAAGGACGUGGCGCUAAGACUUGAAAGGAUGAAAACUGUUCACCUGGAUCCAGACCUCAUAUCCGAACAACUCAAUGAGCAGAAGAUUUUGGCUGUGGAGAUACUUCAGCACAGGUUCAACAUUGAGAAGAUGGCCAAAAUCGCUGAAAUCUUGCAAACAUAUAGCGAAGAAAGUGAAGCAGGGAAUCUAAAGACCCCAAUAGAUGCCUUACAGGAACAAUGCGCCACCACGUCAGCUACUAAUUCUCAUGGAGUUCUGCAGCUUGAGCAUGCUCAGUCAGUUCUUGUUCAGUUCUCAGAGGGCCUUACUGAGGUUUCACCAUGGCUAGAAGAAACACAAAACCUCGUGAGGCAGCUCUCCUUCACCCCGUUUAGCUUUGAUGCAUUCCGUGAGCAACAAGACCUUUUACAGUCCCUGAGAGAGUCAAUAGCUGAACAUCGGCCAUUGAUCUCACGAUUAUGCUCCUUGGCGAAACACCUGUCAGAGCUAAACCCAAUUCAGGGAGAGGGAUUUUGUCGCAAAGCAACUGAGGCUGAGGAGCGGCACCGAGCCAUCAGAGACCAUGUCAGGGAGACUGCCGUUCUACUUGAAGAGUCCUUGCCCAGAUUCACUCAAUUGAACGAGAGGAUGGUUCUUCUCAGAGAAAAUCUCGAUCGUCUGCGCAGUCGCAUCCAAACUCCAACAUCUCUUCAGUGCCUUACCCCGAGGAUUCAAGAGCAGCUACAUGACAACAAUUACAUCUUGUCUGAACUGUCCAAGUUGGAGCUUAGCCUCACAAAUGUCAAGACACAGGCAGAAGACUUGCUGACCAACACACAGCCAGCAGGGGUUACGUCCAUUGGCACAGCAAUCCAGGAGCAAGUCACCACUCUUUGCGAGCUGCUGGGUGAGACGCACAGUCAGGUCCAAGAAAGGGAAAGCUGGUUGCUCAAACUACUGGAUCUGUCCAUGAAGUUUUGGAGCGAAGUUGCUGAUGUCACAUCAGCCCUCAAUAAUGCUCAGCAGGCAGUUUUGGAUCUUAAUGCAAGCCACACUGACUCUGAAACAAUCUGCCAGAGUUUAGAGACGAUGCAGACUCUCAGGGAGGAUAUCGACACUUUGCAAGGAGAUCUUGACACACUUGGUGUCCUUGGAAUGGAUCUGAUGUCAGCAUGUGGGGACACAGACAAACCGGAUGUCACAAAAAACCUGGACGAACUUUAUUGCCUAUGGAACAAUUUGAGUAAAUUGUGGAAUGAAUGUCACGACAAGCUGGAGGAUUCCUUGCAGAUGGCCUUAAAUUAUCAAGACACUAUGCAGGGACUGUUUGAGUGGUUGAAAUCUGCAGAACUGAGGUCAACAGAAGAGUUUGUGGUUGGAACUUACCUGGAAUCAGUCAAAGAGCAGCUGCGGGAACUUAAGGAAUUUAAACGAGAACUUUACCAGAAGAAAAUUGAAAUAGAAAGCCAAAGCCAUCGUUUUGUGAGUCGAUUGUCUCCAGGCUCAGAACGUCCAUGCUCAGUCUCACCCUUGUGCGACUUUCGACUGCGUUGGGACAGUCUGGAAUCAGAGACUGUCAGCAGACAGCAUCAACUGGAGUGUGCUCUCCUCGGCCUGGGGCAGUUCCAAAACACACUGGAUGAGUUGCACACAUGGCUUGCCCAUACUGCUGAACAAUUGCAGGCCAAAAAAACAAUCAGCAUUGACCUGCAGGCUUGUGAAAUAGAGCUGGCCAAACACAAGGUCUUGCAUAAUGAUGUCAUGUCUCACGUUCGCACAAUGGAGUCCCUGAACCAGGCAGGCAAAGAGUUGCUGGAAGUUGGGUCCGGGGACUGUGCGCAUGGUCUUCACUCUCGAUUGGACCAACUCAAUGAAAGCUGGGAGUUUGUUCGGUGUGAAACUGAACGGUAUCAGCUGGAGUUAGAGAACAGACUCAGUCAGGUGCAAGAUAUUACAAUGGAGAUUCAGGACCUCCUACAGUGGCUGGACAAUACAGACAUCAGAUUGCCCUCUUCCAAAUCCAUGUGGGGUAUGCCAGAAUCGACCACUGAGAGCCUUAAUGCUCAUUCGGAAUUGUGCAAUGAGAUGGAGUCAAAGCUUCACACUUACACAGAUGUGAAAAAUGCCAUUCAAAGAAUGCUGGAAAGCAGCAAUGUUGUGCCGGGAUCAAGUACAGAACACAGCCUGUCGAUCUUAGAACAAAGGUGGUCUUCUGUGUACAAUAAAAUUCAAGAGCGAAAGGUAAAGCUUAUGAAAGGCUUGAGUCUGGCCAAGGAAUUCCACAGUGACAUCCAGGACCUUCUCACCAAGAUGUCCAAGUGUAACGAGUCUAUUGGACUCCUCCCAGCUCCCAGCUUUGUUCUGGACACAAUUAACAACCAACUGCAGGAUCAUAGAACACUGGUGGAUGAAGUGAAUGGUUAUGCCGAGAAGAAGACCACAGUGGAAAGUGCCGGCAGUAGACUUGCUGAGUUUAGCAGGAAAGAGGAUUGCGAUGUCAUUCACAACCUCGUCAUGACUGUCCGAGAUCGCUACAAACAACUACAGCAGUGUAUUUCAGAGAGAGGCAUUAUGCUGGAGGAGGUCAAAAAGAAUGCCAAACAGUUUAAUGAAUCUUGGCGUCUCCUGGUGGACUGGAUGUUUGCGGUUGAAGUGACCUUAGACAACCAUAAAGAGAUCGCGCAGUCGCAUGAGGAGAUUAAACAACAACUAACUGAGCAGAAGGAGUUCCAGAAAGUGCUGAGAUCCAAGAGGCCCAUGUAUGAGGCGACACUAAAGAGUGGCCGCAAACUUUAUAAUAGAGCUCAAAGAAGCCAUGACCAACAGCACCUGGAAAACCUUCUGGCUGAACUAAAAGACACGUGGGACACAAUCAAUGGAAAGUCUAUGGAGAGACAACACAAACUGGAGGAAGCUUUGCUCUUCUCGGGAAGGUUCACAGAUGCUCUUCAAGCACUGAACAACUGGCUAUAUAGAGCUGAGCCACACUUAGCCGAGGAUGUUCCUGUCAGCGGAGACAAGGACGUGGUCAACAAUCUGAUAGAAAAACAUAAAGCCUUUCAAAAGGAGCUGGGGAAGCGAGCAGGGUGCAUCAAGACCUUGAGGCGCUCUGUUAAGGACCUGACCAGGAGCAGCACGGCUGAUUCACACUGGCUGCAGGAGCAAAUGGAUGAACUGGAGGGCCGCUGGGAGGUGGUGUGCAAGCUGUCGGUCGGCAAACAGGACAGACUUGAGGCUGCGCUUCAGGAGGCUGAAAAAUUCGAUGACCUUGUCCAUUCUUUCAUGGAGCAUCUCACUGAGGUCGAGAGGCUUUUUAAAUAUGGAGUCAUACCAGAGGAAGUGGAAAGUUUGCUCGCCCUCCACUCAGACAAUGAGCAGACAAUGUUUACCUUAAAAACUCAAUCAACGGAGUUAGAGAAUAUCCAAUGUUUGGGUCAAAAGAUCCUCUCCUCUUGUCACCCAGACUCAAAAAUAACCUUGAAGUCCUGGAUGGGUGUCACCAAGACCCGCUAUGAAGAGGUGCUGGCAUGGGCCCAGCAACAAGGCUUAAGGAUCCAGACCGUUUUAACUUUGAUGGAAGAAGAGAGAGAGGAAGUACAGAGGCUGCUGGAAUGGAUCUCUUCAGCACAAGAAGCUCUGAGCAUCAGAGAUGAAGAGUCUGUGCCUGAAAACACAGAGCAGAACCAAGAACUUAUUGAGCAGCAUUGUGUGUUCAUGGAGGAGCUAAACAAGAAGCUUCCCGAAGUUGAACAUGCAACAAAGUCGUGCAAACAUAAGAGUGUUUCUAAGCAGCAAGUUUCCCCCAGGAAACGACCAAUCGCACAGAGACGGAGCACUCUGAAGUUUGCUCCUCCAGCACUACUCCCCCUGGAUCACCUUGACCCCCAGACCCCUCAGCUCAGUCAGCUGGUCAGUCAGUGGCAGAAACUUUGGCUCCUGGCACUAGCAAGACAAAAACAUCUUGAACAACACCGGCAAAAACUCAUCGAGAUAGAAGAAUUUGCCAACUUUGACUUUAACAUUUGGCGAAAACGCUACAUUAGGUGGAUAAGCCAUUUGAAGUCUCGCAUUCUAGAUGUCUUCCGAAACAUUGACCGGGAUCAGGAUGGACGAAUCAGCCAGAAAGAGUUCAUCGACUAUGUCCUGGCUUCAAAAUUCCCCACCAACUCUCUGGAAAUGAAUGCAGUGGCAAACAUCUUUGACGUGAACAGUGAUGGUUUCAUCGAUUACUAUGAGUUUGUGAGUGCGCUGCACCCCAGCAGAGAUCCUUACAGGAAAAUGCUCGAUGAAGAUCAAAUCACCGAAGAGGUGAGCCGUCAGGUGUCACAAUGUAAUUGUCCCAAGAGAUUUCAAGUGGAGCAGAUCAGUGCCAAUAGAUACAGAUUUGGAGAUUCUCAACAGUUGCGAAUGGUUCGCAUGUUGCGGAGCACACUGAUGGUCAGAGUGGGAGGAGGCUGGACUGCUCUAGAUGAGUUCCUGGUGAAGAAUGAUCCCUGCAGAGUAAAAGCCCGGACCAACCUGAAGAUCAAAGAGAAGUACUUGUCUCCAACAGGGAGCACCUCGAAAGGUUUGACCGUCAGCAGGUCCAACUCAAGCCUCAGUCUCUACAGCAGUGCCUCCGCCCCAACUAGCCCCAUGACACGCAAGGCAAGCUAUUACUUUCAAACAAUUGGCACCUUUGGUUUGUAAAAGUCCACGCCCUUGCAGGUUACAUCAUAAAAUGGCAUUGACAUUUACCAAUGUAGAUUAUCUUACCAAAGACACCUGACUGCCAACUCUUUUCGCCGUUUAGGCUUUACUGUGCCGAAGUUUUUCAGGCGACCGUUGCGUUCGUCCUCGAAGUUCCAUUGCUGCAUUGGGAUCUGAACUCCUGUUUGUCACAACAGAGGGGCACACCUCUCUAUCACCAUCAGAAGAGGCCGAGAGGCUGCUUCCCACAUCAUUGCCUCAGCCUCCAAAGCUGCAUGUGUGAACUUAACCCAAACAGCCUUAUGGCUGUGAAUGACAGACGCGAGAAGUAGGAGUGUUGUGAUCGAAGGCGCUGUAAAAGCAAACCCAAAAAGCGGACCCUGAAGAGAAAAUACAGAAGGUCAAAAUACAGAAAGAUCUGCAGCUUUGUGGUGUCUGUGGAAACUGAAGACCCUGAAACUGUCCUUUCAAGUGUGAAGAAUGGUCAUUUUUCAUACCCCAGCUCCUGUUUAUGCAUGAGAAUAUAAUUGCAUUCGGAGUAGUGUUGUAGAGGUUUGGCAUGGAAACUUAAUGCAUGGUAGCCUUUUUUUGUCGACGAGCAUCAUUUUCUGGUUUUAUUAUGACCUGAAUCAGAAAGUGUCAACUGCAGCAAUUGUUUGUUUAACUUCGUAGUGGACUUUGGUGCUCGGCCAUGAACAUAUGUAUGAAAAAAAAGUGUGCACACUUUGUGUCGCCCACUGAGUAUCCAAAAACACCUACAACCAAAACCACAAUGAGUGUGCGAGGCUGCCGUAUGUUGGUCUUCAAAUGUAUAUUGUGGAUUUUUUUUUUUUUGGUGCGAAGAUGAUAUUGUUGGCAGGGCCACACCUUCACUGUACAUCUUUUACUAUUUCUGAUGCCAUGUUUUUAAGCGAUCAUGCUUUGCUUGAAGGCUUAGCUAUUUUAGGAUGGUUUCAUUGUGGAAAAUGGUGUUUCCAGUAAUGGCAUUUUGACAAGCUGAUUAUUUUGUGAAGAUUGUUUUUGUUGUUUGUAUUUUUUUGAACAUUGCUGUGAAAGUCUCGCUUUGAUUUUUCUUUUUUACUGCAAUAAGAGUUUCUGCUUUUUCCUUUUCUUUUUUCUUCACCUACUAAGCACUUUCUUUGUCUGACUACUUUACAAUUGGAUUUCAUAAGCGAGAAUAGUUGCGAGAUGCAUUCUAGAAUCUGAAACUAAUGUUUUUGUAAAUAUUGAAAAAGUAAUCUGUCUUUCCAAGCAAUACAGACUUUAGAAUUUACAGUACUUUUGAUUUUGCUUGCCGAGCCAGCAAACCUGUAUCAAAAGUGUGUCUUGUUGCUUGUGUUUCAUUCUGUUAUGUCUAUUAUUGUAAGCCCAUACGCAAACUACAGAAUUGAACCCACUGCUUCAUUGCUAGAUUGAGUAUGUGGUACAUCAGAGAUACCACGGAACUUUAUCCUUGUGUGAUAUGAAAUUUCCCUUGGGGGAGAUGUCAACCCACUGCAAUGUAGAAAGUCAGCAUCAAGACACCAUUUUUUUUGUUCUUGAUUUUAAGAUCUGACAUGACAAAGAGCAGUUGAAAUACUGGAGGGCAGUAGCAUUUGGUCUAUGCAGUCGAAUUGAUUAAUUCAAUAUUUUUACAGCUUGGAAUACACCUUUACAUCCUAUUGUCCUUUUGGCCUCGAUUUGUUUGUAUUGGGAUAUGGGGUAUACUGUGGGCAAAAAACAAGAACAAACAAAAAAAAACCCAACAACAUUUCAACUCAAUUACUAUGCACCCUGAACUUAAUCUACUGUACAUGUUUCUGUACCCAGCACUCAUUACAAUGUUAGUGACCUCUCGCAAUAGAUCACUAAUCUAAUCUAAUAAUUUUCUGUUUACCAAUAAAUGCUUAAUUUCUUACAAAAUUCAAA
Hippocampus zosterae (dwarf seahorse) is the source of this 9067-nucleotide messenger RNA. It is a transcript of the gene macf1b, whose product is annotated as microtubule actin crosslinking factor 1b. The record is from RefSeq and is a predicted model, not a curated record. The transcript has 39 exons. Gene Ontology annotation, biological process: intermediate filament cytoskeleton organization; wound healing; cytoplasmic microtubule organization. Gene Ontology annotation, molecular function: calcium ion binding; structural molecule activity; microtubule binding. The coding region runs from base 971 to 7159 and encodes 2062 amino acids. NCBI's taxonomy places the organism in Eukaryota, Metazoa, Chordata, Actinopteri, Syngnathiformes, Syngnathidae. Gene Ontology annotation, cellular component: intermediate filament; hemidesmosome; focal adhesion.